This is a messenger RNA of Protopolystoma xenopodis, 771 nucleotides long. Lineage: Eukaryota; Metazoa; Platyhelminthes; Monogenea; Polystomatidea; Polystomatidae. The record is from the annotation of a GenBank genome assembly.
CCAACCGCUUCGUCGCUGUGCGCCGUCUGUCCCUCCGUCUCACUCUCCUCUAAAAGCUCCCAGUUAUCUAGGCAUCCUGGCCUCGGGUUGCGCAUUCCCCAUCUGGGCCUUUCUCCGCCCUGUCGUCUGCCCUACCAAUUGGGUCGUGAAGUUCUCGAUUAUCACAGUCAUCAAGCCCGUAGAACGGUUGCUUCAACUCUUGGUCUGAGUACUUCGAGUGAAGGUCAGCGACGCUGUGCCUCGUCUGAACGCUGUCUUGAUACGACCACCUCAACCAAGGAUGGUACUCGUGGCCAGAUGAUUCCAGACAGGGUACAUUCACCGAUGCGAACUACGCGACCCAAGGCCGCUUCUAACUGGGCCAAGCAAGAGCAGUCAGUGUGCAAGGACCGCAGUACCUCGUGUGAGGGACUUCCACCUCGAGACGAUGUUUCACGCAGGUCAAAUUCUGCUGUGCUCACAGCUCGCCUGAUCCACCGGCCGAAGCAGAACUACUCUGAGAAUACCCAUUCAGCAGAGCCAAGGACCAGAGCAGACCGAUCCUGCACAGAAGAAGAGGCAAAACAAUCUGAAAUGGAGGAUUUGUCUUGCAAUAUGCUCGAGUCACUGACGAUGCAUAAGCAGGUAGUCGGGGAACGCCGCCACCUCUACACGCCUUGGCAACCGAUGGCGAAGGGACGCCAAGUUGGACAGUCUUAUGGGGGCAAGAUAGGUCGAAUACAACAACAGAUGAAAGCGAAGCGAAGAUACUGCAGUGCCGAGCAAUUGUGA